AAAAUCGAAAAGAAGGUGGAGAAGAAAGAUGAAAAGGUUGAAAAGAAGGAUGAUGAAAAGGUUGAAAAGAAGGAUGAUGAAAAGAUUGAAAAGAGGGAUGAUGAAAAGGUUGAAAAGAGGGAUGAUGAAAAGGUUGAAAAGAAGGAUGAUGAAAAGGUUAAAAAGAGGGAUGAUGGAAAGGUUGAAAAGAAGGAUGAUGAAAAGGUUGAAAAGAAGGAUGAUGAAAAGGUUGAAAAGAGGGAUGAUGAAAAGACUGAAAAGAAAGUCGAUGAAAAGAUUGAAAAGAAAGAUGAAAAAAGUGAAAAGAAGGAUGAAAAGAUAACUGAUGAAAAACGUCAUGAUGAAUUGUAA
Molecule: messenger RNA, 351 nt
Organism: Racocetra persica
Lineage: Eukaryota; Fungi; Glomeromycota; Glomeromycetes; Diversisporales; Gigasporaceae
Source: the annotation of a GenBank genome assembly